Molecule: messenger RNA, 6260 nt
Organism: Eleginops maclovinus (Patagonian blennie)
Lineage: Eukaryota; Metazoa; Chordata; Actinopteri; Perciformes; Eleginopidae
Gene: ubr2
Product: ubiquitin protein ligase E3 component n-recognin 2
Biological process (GO): ubiquitin-dependent protein catabolic process via the N-end rule pathway
Molecular function (GO): ubiquitin protein ligase activity; zinc ion binding
Source: RefSeq, a predicted model, not a curated record
AUGAAUUCCGGUUCUUUUCACCCAGCAGUAAAGAUGGCGGCGGCUCAGAGCGACGAGACUUUGAGUUCAGAGUUUCUCUCUUUCUCUGCGCGAGACACGGCUGCGCACUGGCUAGAGGCGGCCGAUCUGCAGCAUGAGGUGUACCGUCACCUGGCUAUAUACGUACCCAGAAUCCUCUGUGUGGGGGGGAGUGCAGCCAGCAGCAGGGAGGAGCAGCUGGAGGACCUGGCAUGUCAGCUGCUCCUCCUCGCACCCCUGGAGUGGUUCCUGCUGGGGGAGGAACCCUCAUCCGGCCUGGCCCUCCUGCAGGAGAACAACCAGCCCUCCCACCUCUGUGGACAUGUGUUCAGGGUGGGGGAGCCCACCUACUCCUGCAGGGAGUGUGCAGCAGAUCCCACCUGUGUCCUCUGCAUGCAGUGUUUCCUGGGCAGUGUUCACAAGGAGCACCGCUACAGGAUGACGACCUCUGGGGGGGGGGGCUUCUGUGACUGUGGAGACGCUGAAGCCUGGAAGAGAGGAGCUUACUGCAGGAAGCACACACCUACAGACACACACUCUCAGGAGGACCCUGUCUCCCUGCUUCCUGCUGACAUGGUCUCCAGGUGUGUGUGUUUGUUCUCGGUGCUGCUGCGGUAUUCCGUUGAGAUGCUGACCUGGGAUCAGGAGGACACACUGCCUGCAGGCUUGGAGCCCCCGGAGCGUGCAGACAUGUACCUGUGCAUGCUGUUUAAUGACGAGGUGCACACCUAUGAACAGGUGAUCUACACUCUGCAGAAAGCUGUGAGCUGCAGCCAGAAGGAGGCGGUGAGCUUCGCCACCACCGUGGACCGAGAUGGCAGGAAGUCAGUGCGGUUUGGAGAUUUCCAAUUGUGUGACCAGGCCAAGUCUGUGAUCGUGAGGAACACCAGCCGGCAGUCGAAGCCCCUCAGGGUUCAGGUGAUGCACUCCUCAGUGGUGGCUCAUCAGUGCUUCGCUCUCAGAGUGCUCAGCUGGAUGGGACACAUCAUACAGUACUCUGACGGUCUCAGGAGGACACUGUGUCAGGUGUGUGUGCAGAAGCUUCCAGAGGGAGAGUAUUCCUCUCUGGUGGACAAACUCAUGCUCAACGACUCCAAGAUGUGGAAAGGAGCCAGGAACGUUUACCACCAGCUGCUGAUGAACAGCCUCCUCAUGGACCUGAAGUACAAGAAGAUUUUUGCCAUCGAGUUUGCCAAGAACUACAGGCGGCUGCAGACAGACUUCAUGGAGGACGACCAUGAGCGGGUGGUGUCAGUGACGUCUCUGUCUGUGCAGCUGUUCACUGUGCCCACCAUGGCCCGGAUGUUGAUGGUGGAACAGGAUCUGAUGACCACCAUCAUCAGGACUUUUGUAGAUCACCUGCGUCACAGAGACCUGCAGGGACGCUUCCAGUUCGACCGCUACACCGCGCAGCAGGCCUUCAAGUUUGGACGCGUUCAGAGCCUCAUCGGAGACCUCAAGUACGUGCUGAUCAGCCAGCCCUCUGAAUGGAGCGAUCAACUCCGACUGAAGUUUCUGGAAGGUCUGGAUGCUUUUCUGGAGCUGCUGAAGUGUAUGCAGGGCAUGGACCCGGUGGUGAGACAGGUGGGUCAGCACAUAGAGAUGGAGCCUGAGUGGGAGGCAGCGUUCACUCUGCAGAUGAAGCUGACUCACAUCAUCUCCAUGAUCCAGGAGUGGUGUUGCACCGACGAGCAAGUGCUGGUGGCGGCCUACAGGAAGUGUGUGUUGCUGCUCAGGGCCACACACUCCUCUCUGGCUGAUGGGGAGCAGCCGCUCCACCUCAGUGUGUGUGGACACUCUGUGGAGACAUUCAGGUACCAGGUGUCCCAGGAAAAGGUGUCCAUACACCUGCCACUCUGCAGGCUGUUGGCAGGGCUCCAUGUUCUCCUCAGCAGGACUCAGGUGGCCUUCCGUCUCCCCGAGCAGCUGCCUCUGGGGGAUCUGAGCCCCCCACUCCUGAUCGAGCUCCCUCUACGCUGCCUGGUGCUCUGUGCCCAGGUGCAUGCUGGGAUGUGGAGGAGGAACGGGUUCUCCCUAAUCAACCAGAUUUAUUAUUAUCACAACGUGAAGUGUCGAGUGGAGAUGUUUGACAAGGACAUCAUCAUGCUGCAGGUGGGGGCCUCCAUGAUGGACCCGAACCACUUCCUAAUGAUCGUCCUGAGCCGCUUCGAGCUGUUCCACAUCUUCAGCUCUGCAGACUGCAGGAUCAGACUCCGAGAGGCCAACAAGGAUCUGGUGCAGCAGAACAACACUCUGAUAGAGGAGAUGCUGCAUCUCAUCAUCAUGGUGGUCGGUGAGAGGUAUGUCUCAGGUGUGGGACAGGUGGAGCCCUUCGAUGAGGUCAGAAGAGAAAUCAUCCACCAGCUGUCAAUCAGACCCAUGGCUCACAGCGAGCUGGUGAAGGCUCUGCCCGAGAACGGGAACAAGGAGACGGGUCUGGAGACGGUCAUCGACGGUGUUGCUUCAUUCAAGAAGCCGGGGGUGACAGGGCGGGGUCUGUACGAGCUGCGAGCUGAUUGGCAGAAACACUUCAACCUGUACUUCCAUCACUACAGCCGAGCAGACCAAUCCAAGGCUGAGGAGGCUCAGAGGAAGCUGAGGAGACAGAGAGGAGACGACACAGCCCUGCCCCCCCCUGGGCCCCCUUCUCUCUGUCCGAUGUUCUGCAGCCUGGUGAACCUGCUGCAGUGUGAUGUGAUGCUUGCCCUCCAGGGGGCCGUUCUGCAGUGGGCGGUGGAGCCCAGCGGGGGGGGCUGGACCGAGGCCAUGCUGCAGAGGGUGCUGCACCUGGUUGGUCUGGCUCUCCUGGAGGAGCACCAGCAGCUGGAGACCAGAAGAGAGGAAGAGGAGGGAUCCUUCAGAUACAGCUGCAGAAUCACCCGUCCAGGUGAGGCCCCCAGUCCCUCCGGCAGUGUGCUGGCUCUGCUGGAGAGUCUGCAGAACGCUCCUCACCUGGAGGUCCACAAAGACAUGAUCACCUGGAUCCUGAAGAUGGUGGCUAACGUGAAAACCAUGAGAGAACGAUCGUCCUACAGUUCCACAGUCACUGUGAGACCAGGACAAGGACCGGAGGAGACGCUGCGGGACAAAGAUAAGGCUGAGAGGAAGAGGAAGGCAGAGAUGGCUCGGCUGAGGAGGGAGAAGAUCAUGGCUCAGAUGUCAGAGAUGCAGAAACACUUCAUCAACGAGAACAAGGAGCUGUUCCAGCAGAGCCUGGAGGACCUGGAGGCCUCGGGAUCCACUUCAGAGAGCAGUCCUCCCAGGUCGGACCCUAUCUGCAUGUCUCAGGUGUGUUUGGGCCCACGGAGGUCAGGUGCAGCGCAGCGCCGUCAGCUGGUGACCUGCAUCCUGUGCCAGGAGGAGCAGGAGGUCAGAGGUCAGGGCAGAGCCAUGGUACUGGCAGCCUUCGUCCAGAGGUCAACCGUCCUAUCAAAGAACCGCCGCCACAGCUUACCUGAGCCAGUGCAUUACGACCCUCUGUUCAUGCACCCCGACCUGUCUGUAGGGACACACACUGCCAGCUGUGGACACAUCAUGCACGCCACCUGCUGGCAGAGGUACUUUGAGGCGGUGCAGGUGAAGGAGCAGCGGCGGCAGCAGCGACUCAGAGGACACACCAGCUACGACGUGGAAAACGGAGAGUUCCUCUGUCCUCUGUGUGAAUGUCUGAGCAACACUGUGAUCCCCCUGCUGCCUCACACACACUCACCUGACCACAGUGUGGAUCAUCCUAGUCUGGAGACGUGGUUUAAAACCACCAGUCAGCAAAUCGCAGCACUACGCUCCGCCCACAGGAGACAGUCUGGUGUACCGGAGGGGGUGGAGCCUGAUGUUCCUGAAGGCUUCAGAGUGGACUUUAUGCCUCUGAAUCCAUUCUCCAGCAGCAUCAGUGAGAUGAUUACCACCUUCAGCAUGUCCAUUUAUAAAGUGGCUCUGAAGCUGAACCCCAAUGAGCAGGACCCCCGUCCCGUGCUGAGCUGGGCCACCUGCGCCUACACCAUCCAGAGCAUAGAGCGCCUCCUGAUGGACGAGGAUAAACCGCUCUUUGGGAGUUUACCAUGCAGACAGGACGAUUGUCUGAGCUCUCUCACCAGGUUCAGUUCCUCCUGUUGGACUGCAGCUCCUCCAACAACGGCUCACACACACUUCCUCAGGCUGUUCACAGCCCUGGUUACUGACUCUCAGGAAGAGGGUUCUCUGUGUAUCCUCGACAUCGACAUGUUCCACUUGCUGGUUUACAGUGUGAUGUCCUACAGCUCGGUUCACUGUCUGGACCAAUCAGAACGCAGGACAGUUGACUCUGCUCACCUUCACCUGCUCCACCUGGUCACUGUUGCUCACCUGGUUCAGAUCCUGCUCACCUCAAUCACAGAGGAGGUAGGUAUGGAUCAGGAAAGCAAGGGAUCUGAGGAGGAGGAGCUCACCUGUCAGCUGUACAACACACUGAGGAAACACCUGGGCAGUGUGUUGGCGGAGCUCUCCUCGGGGUGUCAGUUGUCUCGGUGUGUGAGACUCGGCGUCUUGCCGUUCCUGAGAUCUGCUGCGCUCUUCUUCCAUUACCUGAACUCUACAGCGCCUCCUGCAGAGCUGCUGGUUACAGGUCCUGGCAAGUGGGAGGCGCUGUGCAGCUUCCUCAGUCUGCCCUGCAACCUGCUGCAGCUGCAACAACACACACUGCUGGAGACCCUCAUACACAGGUGGUGUUCACAUCCAGGUGUGCACAAGGCACUUCAGGGAGUGGGGGGGGGUGUCCGUUUCCCCCGGGAAUCAAACCGCCUCAUCGAGCUGCCGGAGGAUUACAGCACUCUGAUCAACCAGGCCUCCAACUUCCUGUGUCCCCGGUCGGGGGGAGAUAAGUCCCGCGCCCCCACCCUGUGCCUGGUGUGCGGCUGCCUGCUAUGCUCUCAGAGCUACUGCUGCCAGACAGAGGUGGGGGGGGAGGAUGUCGGGGCCUGCACCGCGCAUACCUUUACCUGUGGAGCUGGGAUGGGGCUGUUCCUCAGGGUCAGAGAGAGUCAGGUGUUGUUUGUUGCAGGUAAAACAAAAGGCUGCUUCUACCCACCCCCCUACCUGGACGACUACGGAGAGACAGACCAAGGCCUUAAACGGGGGAAUCCCCUCCACCUGUGUGCCGAGCGCUACAGGAAGAUCGAGCGUCUGUGGCGGCAGCACGGCAUUGCUGAGGUCAUAGGUCAUGCUCAGGAGGCCAAUCAGACGCUGGUUGCCAUUGACUGGCAGCACCUGUGAUGACAGAUGAACCCAUCUGCUCCCUGCAGCCCAGCGCUGACGUCCAAUCAGCUUCUCUCUGAAAACUCUGCCCACAGACAGGAACUUUAUUUAUUCAAAUCAUCUCCAGUUUUCUCUCUUGAUUGCCACAGAAAGGGUUAGCCCGUUACCAGGUGAACUCGUUAGCGGUUGAACUCGUUAACAGGUGAAUUUGUUAGCAGGUGAACUCUUUACCAGGUGAACUUGUUAGCAGGUGAACUCGUUAGCAGAUGAACUCGAUAACAGGUGAAUUUGUUAGCAGGUGAACUCAUUACCAGGUGAACUUGUUAGUAGUUUAAGUUUAGUUAGCAGGUGAUCUCCUUUGAAGUCGAACUCGUAAGCACAUGAACCCUUUACCAGGUAAACUUGUUACCAAGUGAACUCGUUAACAAGUUAAUUUGUUACCAGGUGUGCUUGUUAGCAGUGACUGGUUUGGUUUCCCAGCUCACUCCUGAUUGGUCUACACAUUGGAACAGAAGCUCCUCUAACCAGGAGAGUAACUACAUCUCCCAGGGUGCAUUUCUGUCAGAAACAGAAUCACAAAGCUUAAAGCCACUUCGUAGAGACAGUUCAAAAGUUCACCUUCUCUGUGGCAACAAAAACUGAUGGUGGUGGGUAAUGUAGUCCCAUUAAAGAAAGCAUCACAUUCAGUCUGUUAUUGUAAAAUACGCUUCCUGUUUCCUGUGGUUCAGUUGAUGAUUAUCUUUCGGUCAUUUUUCAACAUAUCAGAGAGUAUCAUGAAAUAUUUACUUUGUUAAUGGUAUUAUUUACAGAUGUGUGUUAGUUCUGGAGAGCUGUGUGAUGUCACUUCCUGUUAGAAUGACGUAGUUUUCCCGUUUUAUUUAUUUAUUUAUGAGUUUGUUAUGAAUCAGAUUUACCAUCUUGUUGUUUCCUCACAUAAAUCUGUUAAUAUGUGAAUUCUGUAUAAAGCAGGAAAUGUACCAUAUUGUAAUAACCAAUAAAGACUCUGAAGCAGA